Parnassius apollo (apollo) is the source of this 1812-nucleotide messenger RNA. The record is from the annotation of a GenBank genome assembly. NCBI's taxonomy places the organism in Eukaryota, Metazoa, Arthropoda, Insecta, Lepidoptera, Papilionidae.
AUGUCACAACGAAAAGCAGCUGCAACGUUUAACAUACCAAGGCGUACAUUACGAAAUCAUAUUAAAUCUGGAUCUACAAAAAAGAUAAUUGGUCGCACUCCAGUUCUUAAUAAAACACAAGAAAAAGAUUUGUGUAAAAGGGUGAUUAGACUUGCUCAGGUCGGUCUGCCUUUGACUUCCAAAAUAGUUCGUAAACAAGCUUAUGAAUUUUGUAAGGCAAAUAGUAUACCAAAUUCUUUUAAUGAUAAUAAAAAUAUAGCUGGAAAAAAAUGGUUGAAAAUUUUUGUCAAACGAAAUCCAGAAAUUUUACUUCGCAGGGCUCAACUAAUGAAUCCGGCAAGAGCACAGAAACUUAAUAAGUAUAUUGUGCAACAACAUUUUAAUGCCAUUAAAACCAUUUAUGAAAAUCUGAAUAUUUGUAAUCAUCCGGCGCGUCUUUAUAAUAUGGACGAAAAGGGGUGCAGAUCAACAAUCCACCACCAACGCAAAGUAUUUGCUGCCAAAGGGACCAAACGGGUGCAUUUCGUUGCCCAAAAACACGCAGAAAAUUUAACAAUUGCUAUGUGCGUGAAUGCUACAGGAAAUAGUGUAUCACCAAUGGUUAUUUUUAAUGGCAAAAGAUUGCGACCAGAGUUUUGCGAUAAUAUGCCUCCCGGAACUUUAGUAAAGAUGGGCACGAAGGGAAGCAUGACGACCGAACUAUUUGUUGAAUUUAUUAACCACCUGGGACAAUUUAAAUCUCAGGGAAAAUGUUUGUUAAUUUUUGACGGGGCCUCUUCCCAUUUGGAUGCUCGAAUCGUAGAUGCUGCUGAUGCUCAUGACAUUGUGCUUUAUUGUUUACCAUCCAGUACUACACAUGAACUACAACCCCUUGAUAAAUCAGUUAAUAAAUCUUACGAACAUUUCUGGGACGAAGAAGUUUUACUGUAUGCAUAUCAGCAUCUAUGUAGAAAACUUACGAAAACGCGUUUUAGCAAAAUAUUUACGAAGGUUUGGUCCAAGUGUACAACCAAAGAAAAUAUAAUUAAUGGGUUCCGUGCGACCGGGCUUUUUCCGUAUGAUCCAAAUGCAAUUCCUGAGGAAGCGUAUGCGCCUUCAGCGCUAACGCAAUUGACCAAUCCAUGUGAUAUAGAACAAAAUGUUUCAAGUAUAAAUGAUUCCACAUCUGAUAUUAUGUCAGCAUCACAGACUUCUAUUAUUCGAAGUUCUCUUUUAUCACCAAGACAUGAUAAUAUGUCUGAUACAGAUGUCACUGAUUGUGAAGAAAAUCUUAAAAAUUUAUCGAUUCUAACUGAAAAUGCUGCUAAUGAAUGGACAGAUAUUCUUCACCUGUUCCAACUACUUCCGGAACUAGUAGUAAUACAGCCUCGUCCGAGGUUGAAUUCUAUUACAUCUGAUAGUUCUGAAGAAGAAGGUAUUACUACUUUUUUAAAGAAUUUUCAAUAUCCCUCAAAACUCAUUGAUAAUUACACUUCAUCUUCCGAUUCAAACGAAGAAAAUUUAAACCCAAACUUCACAGAACUUUUACCAAUCUCUGAGCAAAUGCAAAUUCAAUCUGAGGAUUCGGAAGAUAAUUUACCGCUAUUAAAAUUAAAGAACGUUCCUGAACCUUUAGCCUCUAAAUCACAGUUCCAUAAGCAAAUUCCAACACCAAAUUUUGGAAAAAUCAAAGAUAAACCUAGACGAAAGGCGCUUAAUUAUAUAGGUCAAAAAAUUACUAAAGAUUUGUUUGAUAUUGCUAAAGAGAAGACAAAGAAAAACACUAAAAAACAACUUAGGAAUAAACAAAAAAAAAAGAUGGAGGACGACUGA